AACAGUAUUUCUUAAUUCAUCUUUGUAUGUUAAUUUGCUUGACUUCAUUUUCUUAAGUGACAAGAUACAAAAACCUCCAUAUUCAGCUACGGAAUUUGUUAAUUAUUUAGGAUGAUGGAGAAACGUUUGAAUACUGUUGUGGAGAGAAUGACGAGUUUGCCAAGAUUAAUAUGGGAAAAAAUCUGGAAAGUUGGGAAAGAAGAUCGAAGAAGAGUAAUUCACUCACUAAAAAUGGGACUGUCCUUGACAUUGGUCUCUUUAUUGUAUUUACUGGAGCCAUUGUUCAAAGGCAUUGGAGAAAAUGCUAUUUGGGCUGUUAUGACUGUUGUGGUUGUUCUUGAAUUCACAGCAGGGGCAACAUUGUAUAAAGGGCUGAAUAGAGGACUUGGGACAGUAUUUGCAGGAUCAUUGGCAUUCUUGAUUGAGUGUAUUGCCACAGAAUCUGACCAUAUAUUUUAUGCUGUUUUUAUUGGGACCUCAGUAUUUUUAGUUGGAGCCGUGGCUACGUACAUGAGAUUUUUUCCUCACAUAAAGAAAAACUAUGACUAUGGUGUGGUGAUAUUCCUCUUGACCUUCAACUUGAUCACAGUGUCAAGUUAUCGUGUUGAUAGUGUGUUGAAAAUUGCCCAUGAACGCUUUUAUACCAUAGCCAUUGGCUGUGCUAUCUGUCUCCUCAUGAGCCUAUUGGUAUUUCCAAUUUGGUCAGGAGAAGACCUCCAUAUAUCGACUGUUGCCAAAUUUGAUGGCUUAGCAAUAUCUAUUGAAGGUUGCAUUAAAGAGUACUUUAGCAAUAAGGAGGAACAAGAAAAAGCCAGAGAAAAUUCGAUGGAAGCGGAGGAUCCCAUUUACAAUGGUUAUAAGGCUGUUUUAGAUUCCAAAUCAUCUGAUGAAACUUUGGCACUAUAUGCAAGUUGGGAGCCAAGAUAUUUAAGACGUUGUUCGAGGUUGCCGUGGCAGCAAUAUGUAAAAUUGGGGACUGUUCUUCGCCAUUUUGGAUACACACUAGUGGCUUUACAUGGAUGCCUGCAAACUCAAAUUAAGACUCCUCGAUCAGUUCGUGUACUGUUCGAAGAUCCAUGCAAUCGACUCGCCAAAGAAGUGACAAAGGUACUAAAGGAACUAGGCGAUAGCAUAAGAAAUCGUCGUCAAUGCUGCCCAGAAAUCCUCUCCAACCAUCUCAAUGAAGCUUUACAAGACCUCAUCAAUGCCUUAAAAUCCCAACCAAGACUCUUUCUUGGAACUAAUAGUAAUAUAAACAUAUUAGCCUUAGCAGGCGCAAUAGCCUCUAAGCAAAAAUCUAGUAAAGAUUUUGUAGUCUCUUUAUCGAGUAUUGACACAUCCAACGAAGGUCCUCCUCGUCUUGGACUUGGCCGUGACUUUUUGGCAGGUCAGGCUCAUGGGACUACACCAGCAUUAUCGAAAGACACGUCUAAAAAGGACUCUGAACCACAAAUGAAAUUAGAGGCUGGUGACAGAAAGAGUUUGAGGCCCACAUUAAGCAAGAUUGGAAUUACUAGCCUCGAAUUUUUGGAGGCACUACCAUUUGCAGCUUUUGCUUCUUUGCUAGUUGAAAUAGUUGCAAGACUUGAUCUUGUUAUUGACGAAGUUGUAGAAUUGGGAAGGGUAGCUCAUUUCAAGGAGUAUAAUCCUGAUGAUGAUCAUGUGGUUGUGAUCACUUGUGAUCAGAAUCCUAGAGUGGAAGAUGACAUUGUUAUUAGCAGAUUACAAAACCAAUUCCCCUCCUCCCAUGCAGCAGAUUAACUCUAGACUUUAGUGGUUGGGGUUGAUAGACAAACUAUAGAGAAAAGAGAAGGAUUUCAUGGCGGAUACAUUUUGCGUUUUUGAGUAUAUUAUACAUUUAAAUUAUAUAUAUACUUCAUCUUGUUGACUAUUUAAUUACGCAGUUUAAA
Molecule: messenger RNA, 1910 nt
Organism: Nicotiana attenuata
Lineage: Eukaryota; Viridiplantae; Streptophyta; Magnoliopsida; Solanales; Solanaceae
Product: aluminum-activated malate transporter 12-like
Exons: 6
Coding region: 112-1761 (549 amino acids)
Biological process (GO): malate transport
Cellular component (GO): plant-type vacuole membrane
Source: RefSeq, a predicted model, not a curated record